Oncorhynchus masou masou (cherry salmon) is the source of this 9285-nucleotide messenger RNA. Its product is annotated as zinc finger protein 609-like. Gene Ontology annotation, cellular component: nucleus. Gene Ontology annotation, biological process: regulation of transcription by RNA polymerase II. Lineage: Eukaryota; Metazoa; Chordata; Actinopteri; Salmoniformes; Salmonidae. The record is from RefSeq and is a predicted model, not a curated record.
CCUCGCAGCUCGUUCUGCUUGUUGGUUACGUUGUAUCAAUCUCCAGUAUAGGAGGGUACUAACAACCAGCAAGAUACAGAUACAUCGAAAGCAGAGGAAUUAACCCGGGGAGGAAAUCUGUUCAAUGUUGGAUUUACUGUACAGGGGACCAAAGGGAAAUAUUAAAUCCUUGAAUGAUUCGAGAUUUAACCUAAAAAUGACCGCCCGAGCCGGUAUUUUCGAUUUGGAACGGGAUCUCAAAGUGUGAUGGCAGCAGUCCAGUGAAUUGCUGGCCUCUCCUUUUCCUUGCCGUUGGAUUUCUUGGGGAGUGCAUUGAUCUGUGGUUAUUUUGACAGAUUUUUGUUGUCAUUCUCGUCAAUUACUUUUACGCUUUCUAUCUAUGGAGUGUACGUAAUCCGUCGUUGUACUGGGGUUUUCACACGGGGGCAAAAUGUGGGUAAAUAGGAAGGGGAUACCUAGACCCUAAGGAUUCUCUCAACCCAGUCCCCCAGCAGUCAGAGAAGGUGGCGGACCUCAUUGAGGCAAACCUGGGCCGUUGGCACUAAAAUGUCCUUAAGUAGUGGCACUGCAGGCGGGAAAGGUGUGGACUCGAAUGCGGUGGACACUUACGACAGCGGUGAUGAGUGGGACAUCGGUGUAGGAAAUCUGAUUAUCGACCUUGACGCUGACUUAGAAAAGGACAAACUUGAGAUGUCUGGAACCAAGGACGGAGGGGGUAUGACUGCUCCGCCCACUGCUGUUGCAGCUUUGCCUGACAACAUCCGAUUUGUUAGUCCUGUACCUGGCCCUCAAGGCAAGGAGAGUAAAUCUAAAUCCAAACGCAGCAAAAACUCUAAAGACAAUAGUAGCAAGGUCUCAGCUGGAGAUGGGACCAAGAAAGAAGGGCAGACGCGAACCCAAGGGGAACCAACCAACACUGGUGCUACUGCAGGAGCCACUAGCAACAAUUCCACUACUGGCAAAGGAAUGGAGAAGGGUGGCAAAGUCUCUCGGAACAGUGGUAAAAAAGACAAGGAAGGGACAAGUGGGAAAAGUAAGAAGGAGAAAGGCGAGGGAGUGCCAGUGGUGGUGAUAGCUGCCACUGAAAAGGAGGUGGUUUCUCAAGUAGCUUUGGGGGUUAACCGUAGUGCCCCCUUUGAGAACACACAAUCUACAGACUUGGUAGGGGACGAUCAGUUGGGGAAUAUUGCACUCGAGUCUGUUGGGAUAGUUCCAGCAUUGACAAUUAAAACUGAACCACAGGAGUUGGACAAUAUAGAAUGCAGAACAUUGAAGAAAGUGAAAAAUGAAAAGAUGGAAUCUCCUGUCUCCACACCGGCCCCUCCCGCCCUCCACCUCCUGGCCGCCGUGGGCGACAACAUCGCAUCCCCGUGCGAGCAGAUAAUGGUGCGCACACGCUCGGUGGCGUCCAACACAUCAGACGCGUCCCUGGCCACGGAGCCCGAUUGCCUUGGUCCCUGCGAGCCCGGGACUAGCGUCAACCUGGAGGGCAUUGUGUGGCAAGAAACCGAAGACGGCAUGCUGGUGGUGAAUGUGACCUGGAGGAACAAGAGCUACGUCGGCACCCUGUUGGACUGUACUCGACAUGAUUGGGCACCUCCCAGGUUCUGUGAGUCUCCCACCAGUGACUUGGAGAUGAGGAAUGGCCGAGGCCGGGGCAAGAGGAUGAGGCCCAACAGCAACACACCCGUCAACGAGAAUAGCAACUCGUCGGACAACAAGGGCAGCGGCACCAGCAAGACACGUGCCGCCAACAACAACAGUAAGGGCCGGCGGGGCAGCCAGACGUCGUCGGAGCGCCGCACGCCACCCAACAGCAACACAGAGGACGUCAAGGCCAGCCCCUCAUCGGCCAGCAAGCGCAAGUCCAAACCUGCCUCAGAUAUGGAGCCCAACUCCAGCUCUGAGGACACCAAAGGCAACAAGCGCAUGCGCACCAACUCCAACAGCGGAGGAGGAGUGGCGCUUCCCCCUGUCCUUCCCCCCAUCCCCUCAAUUAAAACUGAGCCCCAGCCCCCGACACUCGACCGCAACUGUCCCUCGCCGGUCCUCAUUGACUGCCCGCACCCCGGGUGCAACAAGAAGUACAAGCACAUCAACGGCCUCAAGUACCACCAGGCACGCGCACACAACGACGAUGACGACAUCAAGCUGGACCUGGAUGGGGACAGUGAAUACGGGGAGGACUCCACGCUUCAUCCUGAGCCGGGGAACUGCAACGGGGCCUCCAGUUCUCACAAAGGCUGCCUGUCUCCCGCACGGUCUGUCACCCCCAAAGGAAGGGGCUUUGACUGCCAGAGUCCGUCUCCUUCCCCGGGCAAGUUUGGUUCCAAACAGAGUAAAAAGAAAGGUGGCGACGCUGACCCUGAAGCAAGCGGCAUACCGAUGGAAGGCUGUGACGACGGGCCCUGUCUCACCGACGAGGCCAGCAACGACGGCAUGGAAAAGUCCAAGUCCCACAAAAAGUCCAAGACCGACAAACUAUCUCAGAAGAACAUGAAGUCAUCGUCCCGGCCUGUACCCCCAGGGAGUGUAGCUUCCCAGCAGCUCUACUCCCUACAGGCCGCCUCUUUCCCUGCCGGGGGGAACCCCAAUGCUUCUCUAGGGAUCCCCCCUAUGAUACAGGGCAUCCCCAAAAGCCCCCAGAUGAAGGGCACCCAGCCCACCAAACCCCCCGCCGCAAUGGGAGACCCUGCCGCGCUGAACCCUGCCGCGCUGAACCCUGCUUCCGGUGCCUCAAAAGAAAAGAAGAAGAAGGAGAAGAAGAAGAGAGACAGCAGGAAGGAAGCAGAGAGCCCCAAGCCUACGGGGAAAGGGGGGAAACCAGAAGAGGGCAAGAGUCCCUACUCUGAGUCCUCAGAGCCAGGAAAAGGUGACGGGCUACUUAACGGCUCCUCGGACCCCCACCAGAGCCGUCUUGCCAGCAUCAAGGCAGAGGCGGAUAAGAUCUACAGCUUCACCGACAACGCCCCCAGUCUGUCCAUAGGGGUGGCCAGCCGGAUAGAGGGCACGGGAAUGCCUCAGCCACUCACGCCCCUCCACGUGGUCACCCAGAAUGGUGGCGGAGCCGACAACUCCUCGGUCAAGACCAACAGCCCGGCGUACUCGGACAUCUCGGACGCAGGGGAGGACGGCGAGGGCAGACUUGUGGAAGGGGUGAAGGUCAAGGUGGAGGACCAAGGUAUCAGAGAAGGAGCAAAGAAAGCCUUGUUUCCCAGCCAGACGCCCAACAAGGAGUCUCCGUACUAUGCCGGCUAUGAGGCCUACUACUCGCCCAACUACACCUGCCCCAGCCCUGGUGCCGCCAACCCGGGCAUGCCGCACACCGAAAGUCCGGCAUUGAAAGUGAAGCGUGAGGACGAACAGGAGAAUGUGGAAGACAAGGUCAAAGUGGAGCCCCACGAAGAUCGCAAACCCGAGAUGAACGCCUCCAGUCAACAACAACAACAACAUCAUCAUCAUAACAAGCAGCAGCAGCAGCAGCAGUCAGUCAUCCAACAGCGCUCCAACAUGUACAUGCAGCCUCUCUAUUACAACCAGUACUCCUAUGUUCCCCCGUACGCCUACCACCCGGACCAGGCCUACCACAACCACCUGCUCAACACCAACCCGGCCUACCGGCACCAGUACGAGGAGCGCCAGCGCCAGGUGAUCUCUGAGCAGCACCGGGCGGCGGUGGCGGAGAAGAAGAGCUCUGACGCGGCGGCCAUGAAGGAACGCGAGGCCUCCAUGAAGGAGGAGUGGAAACAGAAGGCCUUGGGGCCGCCCACUCUCUCCAAGGCCCCUGGAAAGACAGACAGCCUGACCAACAAGACCCAACAGAACCACGGUAAGACCAGAGACUCUCCAUCGGAGCCCUCCAAGGCCUCCGUCACAGGCCUGAAAGGAGAGGUAUCUAAGUCCCAGCAGGCUGAAGGGCUGAAGAUGAAGCUGAGUGAAGGGGGGCACCAUGGGAAGGAGGACUCCAAGCCAAGCCUAGACUCCAGAGCGGGGAUAGAGCAAGCCAUGUGGUACAGACAGCAGACCCAGAUGGAUGACGAACAGCAACAACCACCACCACGGUGGAAAGACGAGAGAGACCGAGAGCGAGAGAGAGACCGCGACCGCAAAGGAAAGGACGACAGGCCCAACAGGCCCAAGGAGAGUGGCGGUCCGAAAGAGGAGGAUGGCGCUGGUCCGAAAGAGGGCACAGACCCCAGAACAUCUUCUGUUGAGGACCAACGGGCCAUGGGCAAAGACCCUCGCGCCAAUGCCCACAUGCAGUUCUCCUCAGCCCUGGCGCAGCACCAGGGCUACAUGCCCUAUAUGCAUGGUUACCCUUAUGGGCAGGGCUAUGACCCCAGCCACCCCGGGUACAGAGGCAUGCCCACAGUCAUGAUGCAGAAUUACCCAGGUUCCCCCUACCUGCCUGCGGGCUAUCCGUUCUCCCCUUACGGCGGCAAGAUGGCCGGUGGUGAGGAGGAGGCGAGGGGAGGUGACAAGUCGCGCGCCAGCCCCACAGUGAGCGGCAAGGCAGCUUCGGUGGACUCCAAGGCCCUGGACAUCCUGCAGCAGCACGCCAGCCAGUACAAGAGCAAGUCCCCCACGGUGGGGGACAAGCCGUCCCAUGAGAGGGACAGGGGAGAGAGGAGCGGCGGGGAGAGGGAACGAGAGAGGGACAUGGAGCGGCCACGCUCCUCGCCCUCCCAGCGCAUCAUGCCCUCCCAUCACCACCUGGGAUACCCGCUGCUCUCGGGCCAGUAUGAUCUGUCCUACACUACAGGUCUCUCGUCAUCAGCUAUUGUUGCCAGUCAGCAAGCCGCAGCCCCCUCCCUCUACCCCCCGGCGCGGAGAUGAAAACGGGAGACGUGACCGACACCUCGCCACCCUGCAAAGAUUCAUGUGACUGGCUCACAUGAGGAAGCCCUGGGCUCCGAGUCCAUUUUAGACAUCAGUUGAAUGGUGUUUCUAUAUUUGUAGUUCUCUGCCUGAAUGUCCGGCAGAUUAUUUUUCUUCUCCUAGCAGCAUCUUUUUCCCUGGUUUCCCUCCUGCCCCACCGUGGACUGGGACUGACCUCAUCCAAGGUUCAAAGCCAUCACUGUCUGCCCAUGUGCACACCUCCGCUGAUAUCUAUUGGUCUUUGCACUGUUGAUGAACGAACACAUGCAAAAAUAGACCAAUUGACUGCCUGAAAAGCUGAAAAGGGGUUCUGACUGCAUAGUUUAUUUCAGUCCCAUGCAGAACGGGGCUGGGUGGCUGGGGGGGUGAUGGGGGAGGGGUCAAACUAAAAUAAAGACUGACAAAACUAAACAAGUCAAUCAUGUUGAAAUGUUUGAACUUGCUGUUGUUGACCUGUUGUACCCAGUGUGCCAGUAUAUCCUGACAAUUGUCAUUAGUAGGUUUACUGUGUGUGGUGAAAGGACGCUUGAGGAGAGAGGCUCAACCUCCUCAGACUUCUAUAGGCGUUGAAGGGUUUGUUUUCUCGUCCCUCAACCAGCCAUUUGCUCGCUAAACACCUCUUGGUUCACUUUUCAGGGAUAGACAUAAUUAUUGUGUGAAGGGAACACAUUCACCUCAAUACAGUUCAUGUUUUGUGUUUUCUUGACAUUUGCAUUGUUCAUUUCACGGCAUGAGUGACUUUUCUUUCAGUUAACUUGAUUCCUCCCCACUUCCCAAUCUAUCCUUUUAAUGUGUUUUUGAUAUGCCAGUCUCACUUCACCCUUUCCAUACACUGAAUCAGCCAAAUCACACACAUACCCUGGCUCACUCUGAUCAAUAUUGCACUGACUGAUGGACAGUUGUAACCAUGGUUUCUGUUCAGAAGUGUAGAGCUGUUUGUUACCUCAGAACACUGGGGAUCAUCUACUGAAGAGGUCGGCCAUUUUCACCUGUCAGCCUACAGUACCUUACUGGUCCUUCAAUCGGCACAGCAAAUGGACCAGCUCGUUAUCCUGUCAAUUUCCAUGGAGGAAGAAUCAAACAACUGAUUGCAGAGAAUGAGGAAGGAUGCACAAUGUAAAGUCAAGGCAUAACCAUGGAGGAGCGAUGCCCGGCUAGACAACACACAACCAACCACGCACAUCUAGCUGCUAGCUCAGAGCGACCCCAUCCCGUCAGCAACACCACUUGUGGGCAGCGCUUCACUCCUAUAUAUCCUUGGCUUAGCAACCCUUCCCCCAUAUUACAGUAGUGCAGCACUGAGCCAAUGGGGGAGUCCCAGUAGAUUCAACCAAGCCUGGCCAAUGUCUGGCACUCCUAUCACUGGGUGGCCCUUUAGGUGACAACUGCCAGAGACUGUUACAUGGUCACAUUACAGCUGGGCUCCCCUCAGUAGAGGGACAUCGCCUCAUUCAACCCCCUCUCUCUGCCACUCACCUCAUUCAACCCCCUCUCUCUGCCACUCACCUCAUUCAACCCCCUCUCUCUGCCACUCACCUCACUCAACUCCCACUCUCUCAGACCAGUGGGGCUUGUAGGGGUUUUGGAGAUGAGGGGGGGUGUAGUCAGACCAGUGGGGCAGUAGGGGUUUUGGAGAUGAGGGUGGUGUAGUCAUACCAGUGGGGCACUAGGGGUUUUGGAGAUUAAGGGGGAGUGUAGUCUCUCAGACCAGUGGGGCACUAGGGUUUUGGAGAUUAGGGGGGAGUGUAGUCUCUUAGACCAGUGGGGCACUAGGUGUUUUGGAGAUGAGGGGGGAGUGUUGUCUCUCAGACCAGUUGGGCACUAAGGGUUUUGGAGAUGAGGGGGGAGUGUAGUCUCUCAGACAGGUGGGGCAUUAGGGGUUUUGGAGAUGAGGGGGGAGUGUAGUCUCUCAGACAGGUGGGACAUUAGGGGUUUUGGAGAUGAGGGGGGAGUGUAGUCUCUCAGACCAGUUGGGCACUAAGGGUUUUGGAGAUGAGGGGGGAGUGUAGUCUCUCAGACAGGUGGGGCAUUAGGGGUUUUGGAGAUGAGGGGGGAGUGUAGUCUCUCAGACAGGUGGGACAUUAGGGGUUUUGGAGAUGAGGGGGGAGUGUAGUCUCUCAGACAGGUGGGACAUUAGGGGUUUUGGAGAUGAGGGGGGAGUGUAGUCUCUCAGACCAGUGGGGCACUAGGUGUUUUGGAGAUGAGGGGGUGUUAAUCAAAGGCUAUUUAAAAACAGUCACGGUGAUCUUAGAUAGGUUCUUUACCUGUUUAUUUAUUCAAGAACCCUUUUUGGAGAAGAUCUAGGGAUGUUGUCUGGAUUGAAGCAUGGAUGAACUCUUGAGUUGCGAAGCUUAAUUUAACCUUUGUGCCCAUUUAAGCAAGUAGCCAUGAAAUGAUGCCUCCGUAGUGGGAUACAGCACUUAAAACACAACACAAUGUCCUCCCCUCCACUAAUGUAGACGCUGUAAAAAGACUCCUUUCCUAUUCACACGAAGUAGUCGCUAUACAAUGUAUAGAAAAGGCUUCCUAUGGUGCGUGAGCUGGAGUCGUUGAGAGUGAAGCAAAACCAGUCAUUAAAAGUCAAAGAUGUAUAUUUAUUUUUUCUAUUUUCAGGGAGGGGUACUUGCGCUAUACAAACGAGGCUUGUUGACAGUCUGCCCUGUAAGAAACUGUGGAAUGUUCCAGAAGUCAACAUACUGCUGGCCAGAACAUUAUCACGAUUGUCAGGUAGCUUUUCUUUUUUGUGUAAUUUUGUUCAGUAUUGAAGUACAUAUAUACACCUGGAUUUCACUAACUUGAACCUGCUAGCUUGGUGGUGUAACCCCUGGUUAAGGACUAGGACAGUUAACAUAUUAGUCUCAUUGUGUUGCUAGUUUCUUGUCCUAUAGGACUAGGCCAGUUAACAUAUUAGUCUCAUUGUGUUGCUAGUUUCUUGUCCUAUAGGACUAGGACAGUUAACAUAUUAGUCUCAUUGUGUUGCUAGUUUAUUGUCCUAUAGGACUAGGACAGUUAACAUAUUAGUCUCAUUGUGUUGCUAGGUUCUUGUCCUAUAGGACUAGGCCAGUUAACAUAUUAGUCUCAUUGUGUUGCUAGUUUCUUGUCCUAUAGGACUAGGACAGUUAACAUAUUAGUCUCAUUGUGUUGCUAGUUUCUUGUCCUAUAGGACUAGGACAGUUAACAUAUUAGUCUCAUUGUGUUGCUAGUUUCUUGUCCUAUAGGACUAGGACAGUUAACAUAUUAGUCUCAUUGUGUUGCUAGUUUCUUGUCCUAUAGGACUAGGCCAGUUAACAUAUUAGUCUCAUUGUGUUGCUAGUUUCUUGUCCUAUAGGACUAGGACAGUUAACAUAUUAGUCUCAUUGUGUUGCUAGUUUCUUGUCCUAUAGGACUAGGCCAGUUAACAUAUUAGUCUCAUUGUGUUGCUAGUUUCUUGUCCUAUAGGACUAGGACAGUUAACAUAUUAGUCUCAUUGUGUUGCUAGUUUCUUGUCCUAUAGGACUAGGACAGUUAACAUAUUAGUCUCAUUGUGUUGCUAGUUUCUUGUCCUAUAGGACUAGGACAGUUAACAUAUUAGUCUCAUUGUGUUGCUAGUUUCUUGUCCACAAGUGUCAUGGUUCAUAAAUGGAAUGGUGUUGCAACCUGUAUAUCUGAAUGUGACAGUGUGUUGAGAUGUCCUGUACAACUAAUAUCUAAUAGAAAUAUAGACCGCUGUGACGUUGUAUGACACAUCAGUGGAUUGUCAUUUCUACAUGUCCCAAGCAGAAUGGCUUUCCACUAUACUGGAGGAAGAGACCAGUGCAUUGCUCCAAAGGACAGAGAUUUAGACUUGGUAGUAGGUUGAAUAAGAAUCGUAUUGCCUUGGGGGUAUGAUAAAGCCACACAAGCAAGUACUUACUAUCCAGCAACUUAAAGGAAAAAGCUCUGGAUUUUGUCUUAUUUUUAGAGGACAUUCUUUCUUUGUUAGCUUCUCUUUGAUUGAGUUGUUUUUUUGUUCUCCAGAAUGGCAGUUGCUUCAGUUGUCUCAAUUGGUGCUUAUAAAAACAUCCUUUAUCCCUGGGAACAAAGGCACUCUUUCCGACCUCUUAAAUGACCAGUUCAUGUCUCGUCUCCCUCCUCACCUUCCUCACGGGCCCUCUCGUCUCCCUCCUCACCUUCCUCAGGGGCCCUCUCGUGUCACUCAAAACCCUCAAAGUAUCCGUCACUGGUACUUGCAAGGAUGUUUACAACGGUUUUCAUUUCUAUGGUUGAGCCCUGUCUCCUGUGGUCUCACCCCUUCCCUCACUCUUCUCCUUCAUCCUCCCCUUCAGGAGUUUAUGUAAAGUGUGCAUUACCACCACGGUUCUUUUUUAUACAAUACUGUAACUUGCCUUUGUACAUUUGGGCGAAAAAUAAAUCUUUUUAUGAGACAAU